Molecule: messenger RNA, 669 nt
Organism: Prunus dulcis (almond)
Lineage: Eukaryota; Viridiplantae; Streptophyta; Magnoliopsida; Rosales; Rosaceae
Exons: 1
Coding region: 37-486 (149 amino acids)
Source: RefSeq, a predicted model, not a curated record
UUCACUUGGGGCCUUGUAACUCAACACGUGUCAGCAAUGCAAUGCUCAUCCUCUUCUUCAAAGCUUAAUUCAAAGUUGAAAACCACAGCACAUGUUUGGGUUCACCCUUUCCGAAAAUUCAUCACAGAGAGAGACCAAAACCUGCACACACACACACACACAUACACACACAGACAGACAGAGAUGGCGGGGAAUGAAGAUUGGAGGAAAACGGCAGACACAACAAAAAUGAGUGCAGAGGAAGUGAAAAGAGCUGGAGUGGAGGCAUCAAAGAGGCCCCCUGGUCAUAACCCUGGCGGUGUUCUUCACCAGCGACGCAAGCUUCCCUUUAGCCCUACCGCCAUGGCCAUUACCGGCUUCCUCAUCACCGGCGUCAUCGGCUACUUCACCCUUUACCACCUCAAGAAGCCGGAAGCCUCCGCCGGAGAUGUCGCCAGGGUCGCCACCAAUGUCGCCGAGCCUGAGCAUACUCACCCCAAGAAAUAGUACUUUCAUUUAAUUAUUCUGAUUUUGAUCGAACGGGGAAGAAGAAAACUCCACUAGGCUUGGCAGGGGUUUUUCUAAAGUUAUUAAUUUCAUAAUUUGUUUGUUGGCGUCUUUUUCUUCAUAGUUCAAUACUUGAUAUCUUCUUGUAGCAGCAAUCUUGCUCUAGUAGUGUAAAAUUUUCAA